Messenger RNA from Trematosphaeria pertusa, 857 nucleotides. RefSeq lists its product as uncharacterized. The transcript has a single exon. The coding region runs from base 252 to 722 and encodes 156 amino acids. Lineage: Eukaryota; Fungi; Ascomycota; Dothideomycetes; Pleosporales; Trematosphaeriaceae. The record is from RefSeq and is a predicted model, not a curated record.
CAUGUUCUCUGGCACAGUGUUGCCGACGAUAUCUCCCCCGCACCUUCGACAGGAGCAUUAUACCCUGAAGCGACGUACUCCGCGACAGCUGCAGGUAUAAGCUAUACAGAUCGCAUUGACUCGGGACCGCUUGCCCCGUAGACCUGCACCGCCCUCGUCUCACGCAGCUCCCAGCGCCACCCGAUCCAAAUUCUUGCCCUGGACUCGUAUCCGGGCCGUCGCACCUCCGCCAACACCAGCGCAGACCCAAAAUGGGUGUCGACUGCGGCUUCGACGUCUAUCCCUCGCUCAGCCCGCAAUGCCAAGGCCUGUACGAAGCUUUUCUUGAAGAAGUCAUUCAGAAAUACAAAGACGCACUUCAUCCUAAUACUGGCGAACGCCUUAUCCAGAUCAUCGGCACACCAGAGACUAAAAACGCUUACGUCUUCUUCAAUGUUGGCGAGGGUCCUACACUACCCUACCGCUCCGAGUACUUCCUACGCUUCGAGUCUAAACUCGUUAGCCGCGACAAUGUGAUGCCGUAUCUAAAGGAAGUCUACCAAAUCGCCCGACGAUACUUCCCCGACAAUGUCCAUUUUUGGGCAGCUGGAACGUCACCAGCUUUGGUUAGACUAUUGGAUAAGAUACCAGAUAUAAGAGAAGAGGAAGGAACUGUUCGCGAGGAUCAUGAAUAUGUAUAUAAGAUGUUGCAAGAAAUGAGACGUCUGGCGAAAGAAGACUAAGAGCGGAGCACGCAAAUUGAUGUAGAAAAGGAAGCUGCUUAACGCCUUGCGGGAUCAUCGCGCAAAAGGUAUAAACAGAAUAUUUUAGACUUCUCAUAUGACUCUUCUAGCCGGCACGCUAACCGUUGUUUCUAC